CUCCUGUCCCUUCUUUCUUCAUAACUCAUCAUUCUUGGACACCAUCUCCCCAUCGCCUUUAAGUCGUCAAAACAUCUCAAAGUACCAUGCACCCGCGGCGCAAUCACCUCGGCGUCUAUACGUCGCGCGACCCCUCGCCUGCGCCGCCUUACGACCCACCCCGCUCGCCCAACAGCUUCAUGUCCCCGUCCGAGACACGCCGGUCACUGUCCCCCCUCCCACCCCCUCGCAGUCCCGUUCCCCCUUCGCCUUACUCCGCUACCCCGCCUUCAUACGCACCUUACCCCUCGGCGCCGUCGACCAUGGCACCCUCCACGAUCGCCCCGACGCAGAUAUCCCGCGCCUCAUCUGCACUUCCACACUUUGAGGCGGCUCUCGCCAGAGCUCGCGGGGAAACACCUCCCGUUCUGCCCCCUAUUACGCCCGUGAGCUUCACAUCUCAGGCCGUACCCCAGCCCGCCCCAUCGUACCUCCCACCACAGGACCCCAAUCACCCGGACCUUAGUGUGGGUUUCACCCAGUCGCACACUAUUCGUCUUGCCCAGGACAGUCGGUACCGCCGCGAACCAUCCCGGUCUCCGUCUCCCGGCUUUGAUGACUCCGUGCGGUACAACUUUGGAAAUGGCACCGACGUCGAAAAGGCGCUGCUGUCGGACAAUGACCGGGAUGAUCUCCUUUACGGCAACCACACCGCACCCCACACCCCAGCUCCCGCCUCACGUCUCUCUUACAUGACCACUGGCGAGGCUCCUGAUGCCAACGGUGACCUCUCACUUCACGGUAUGGGGCGGUUGCCGCCUGUCAGCGACCGCUCCUCGAUUUACAAGGCCCCAUUGGACGGCUUCGAGCCGGUUCCUCUCGUUGAAGGCCAGGAAGAUCCGGACGCGACGCAGCACUUCGGUCCUGCCCCAGAGGGCAGAGUGGGCCGGCGCACUCACAACGCCAUCCGUAAGCGUGUCAAGAAGCUCGUGACCCUCGACGAGUCGGACAUGCUCUCCGUUGAGAUGCCGAUUCCGACUCGUCUCGCCCAGUUCCUGCCUGUCAAGGGCGUUGAAGAGCAGAAGACGACACGGUACACUGCCGUGACCACUGACCCCGAUGGGUUUGCCGUUUCGGGAGCCCGUCUGCGUCAGAACAUGUUCAACCCGCCGCGCGCGACUGAGCUCUUCGUUGUCAUCACAAUGUACAACGAGGAUGCCAACCUGUUCUGCCGCACACUGUACGGCGUCAUGAAGAACAUUGCGCAUAUGUGCGGACGCCAGAACUCUCGCGUUUGGGGCCCUAAUGGCUGGAAGAAGAUCGUGGUGUGCAUCGUCGCCGACGGCCGCAAGAAUGUCAAUCCUCGCGUUCUCGACUGCCUCGCUGCUCUCGGCGUUUACCAGGAGGGUGCCAUGACCAACCGCGUCAAGGAGAAGCCUGUUACGGCGCACGUGUUUGAGUACACAACCAGCUUCGCGCUCGACCCCGAUCUGCACUUCAAGUACCCGGACAAGGGAAUUGUUCCUUGCCAGAUCAUCUUCUGCAUGAAGGAAAAGAACGCCAAAAAGAUCAACUCACACCGCUGGUUCUUCAACGCGUUCGGCCCGCUGCUCCAGCCCAACGUCUGCAUUUUGCUUGACGUUGGCACCAUGCCCGGCCCCAAGUCGCUCUACCACCUCUGGAAGUCUUUCGACCGCCACUCUAACGUUGGCGGCGCGUGUGGAGAGAUUGCCACAUUCAAGGGACGGAGCUGGCUGGGUCUGCUCAACCCGCUUGUCGCCGCCCAGUGCUUCGAGUACAAGAUGUCCAACAUCCUCGACAAGCCAAUGGAGAGUCUUUUCGGCUACUGUGCCGUGCUCCCGGGUGCAUUCUCUGCCUACCGCUACAUAGCGCUGCAGAACGAUGAGUUCGGCCGUGGUCCGCUGGCCUCGUACUUUGCGGGCGAGAGCAUCCACAGUGGGAAUGCGUCCUCGUUCACCGGGAACAUGUACCUCGCCGAAGACCGUGUGCUCUGCUUUGAGAUUGUUGCGAAGCCCCAUCACAACUGGGUCCUCAAGUAUGUCAAGUCGGCUGUCGGCGAGACGGACUGCCCCGACACGAUUCCGGAGUUCAUCGGCCAGCGUCGUCGCUGGCUCAACGGCUCGUUCUUCGCGGCCGUCUACGCCCUUAUCCACUUCCGCCAGGUGUGGCGUUCCGAUCACACGUUCAUCCGCAAGAGCAUGUUCAUGCUCGAGUGGAUUUACAACGGUCUCAAUCUGGUCUUCGGCUGGUUCUCGCUUGCGAACUUCUACAUCUUCUUCGUCAUCCUUACCAACGCGCUCAACGGUCCCGAGUUCAAUAUUAAGGGCAUCCAUGUUCUCAACACGAUUCUGCAGUACAUUUAUCUCGGCACGGUAAUCGCAUGCUUCAUCUUCGGCAUGGGCAACCGCCCGCAGGGCGCGCCGCUCAAGUACAAGGCUGCGAUCUACAUCUUCGCUAUCCUUACGUUCUACAUGUUGAUUUGCGGUGUGCUGUGCAUCGUCGAGGCGGUGCGGCAGAUGGACUCUCCCAUCUUCCAGCGCAUGAUCGUGUCGCUGCUCGCAACGUACGGUGUCUUUAUUGCGUCCAGUAUUCUUGCCCUGGACCCGUGGCACAUGUUCACCUGCUUCCUGCAGUACAUGCUCUUCCAGCCCACGUACGUCAAUGUGCUCAACAUCUACGCCUUUUCGAACCUGCACGACUUGUCGUGGGGCACGAAGGGCAGCGAUACAGUCGAGUCGGAUCUCGGCGCCGUCAAGGGAGUGGGCAAGGAUGUCGAGGUGCACCUCGUGUCAGCCCAAAAUGACAUCGACUCAGCCUACCAGGACGCGCUCGACAACAUCCGGAUCAAGAGAGCGCGCGUGGACGCCGAAGAGGUGCCGCACAAGCCCGAGGCCAAGGAGCAGAAGCAGAAGGACACCUACGCCAACUUCCGCACCAACCUCCUCCUCUUCUGGUCGCUUACAAACGCGCUGCUGGCCGGCCUCAUCCUCUCGGGUGACCCGUCGGGCGCGUUCACGCAGGGCGGAAACAAGCAGUCGGUGUAUAUGCUCGUCAUCCUCGUUUUCGUGGCUGGCAUGGCCGCCUUCCGUUUCGCCUGCGCAACGCUGUAUCUUAUUAUCCGCCUUUUUGUAGGAUAGACUCGAAUAGAUGUUGGACAGUGCAUGCAGUGCUUGCUG
Molecule: messenger RNA, 3176 nt
Organism: Cutaneotrichosporon oleaginosum
Lineage: Eukaryota; Fungi; Basidiomycota; Tremellomycetes; Trichosporonales; Trichosporonaceae
Cellular component (GO): cell periphery; cell septum
Molecular function (GO): chitin synthase activity
Source: RefSeq, a predicted model, not a curated record